Messenger RNA from Pseudomassariella vexata, 867 nucleotides. RefSeq names its product aquaporin-like protein. Bases 1 to 867 code for a protein of 288 amino acids. The record is from RefSeq and is a predicted model, not a curated record. Gene Ontology annotation, molecular function: water channel activity. Lineage: Eukaryota; Fungi; Ascomycota; Sordariomycetes; Amphisphaeriales; Pseudomassariaceae. Gene Ontology annotation, biological process: transmembrane transport. The transcript is spliced from 2 exons. Gene Ontology annotation, cellular component: plasma membrane.
AUGACCAGCGAAUUCGCCGGUACCUUCCUUUUCCUCCUCCUCGCCUUCGGCGGCACAAGCGUCGUCAACUCCGCCCCUCCCCCAAACUCCAACCAACCCGCCGAUCUAUCUCCCAACCCUGCCAAACUCCUCUACAUCUCCCUCUCCUUUGGCAUGUCCCUCGCCGUCACAGCAUGGGUCUUCUUCCGCAUCAGCGGGGGGCUCUUCAACCCAGCCGUCACUUUGGCCAUGAUGCUCGUUGGCGCCCUCCCUUAUGUCCGGGGCGUGCUCCUCAUCAUCAGCCAACUGUUGGGCGGGAUCGCGGCUGCGGGUCUGACGAUGGGAUUGCUUCCGGGCCCGUUGAAUGUCAGCACUUCGUUGGGUGGUGGGACGACGGUGGUGCAGGGGCUGUUUUUGGAGCUGUUUCUAACGGCACAGUUGGUGUUUACUAUCUUUAUGUUGGCGGCUGAGAAGCACCGGGCAACUUUUAUGGCGCCUAUUGGGAUUGGGUUGUCGCUUUUUAUUGCGGAAUUGAUGGGUGUUUACCACACCGGUGGCAGUCUCAAUCCAGCUCGAAGCUUCGGUCCAUGUGUUGUGCUCGGCUCGUUCGAUGAACACCAUUGGAUAUACUGGAUUGGGCCGAUACUGGGUGCCCUGACUGCAUCGGGGUUUUACGUGUUUAUAAAAGUGCUGGAAUAUGAGACUGUGAAUCCGGAUCAAGACCACACGGGAAAGCGUAAGCGUUUUGAUUCAACUACUGAUAAUGAGAAAUUGGCUGGACCUGGCGGUUCACACGUUGGUGGAGUAGGGGGCACGCCGACUCCCUUGGGAUCACCUACCUCGUUCAUGAGGGGCCCGAGUCUUGAGGCUGGCCGGACUACGCACUGA